AUGAAUACAAAUCCAGAUAUCGUUCGUUGGGAUAGUUUUGUAUAUAACGAUUGGGGAAAUGCAUUAUCACCUUAUUGGCAAGCCCGAGGUGUAGCUUUUUUAUGGGGAAGUUCAUUUUCAUUAACCCGAUGGAACACUCCUGCUUGGAUUGGAUACCUUCCAAUAUCAGUCGAGCCUGUACCUUCUAAUUCAUGCGUCAAGGCUUAUCCUAAACUACUUUUGCGUAUGUGUAAAGAUUCUGGACCCGAUUGUAACAUGUUGUAUGCACAUAAAUGUGUUGGAGCAUGGAAUUACAUUCGAAAUCAAAUACAACAGGAAACCAGAGCAGCAUUGGAACUUUGGGCUCAUUUAAACAACAGAAAGUUACCUGUUUUCAAUCGUUCCGAGAUGGUGGUUUUCGAUCGCUGUGAACGAAAUACGAUGAUUCAUCAUUAUGAGUUUGGACCUGUGGGUUUUAGUGCAUUGCAGUGCAUUCCAAAAAUAGUGAAGACUGUAUAUCGUGUGUACGCUAAAGACCGAACCAAUUUCUAUUGCGAUGCAAUACGUACAGCACACGCAAACUAUUUGAGACAAACACGUCCAGAUAUAUCUGUUAUCCAUUUUCCCGGUGAUAUAUUGGAAGACUUCGCUAAACUCGUGUAUGCUCCCUAUGUGUUAGUUAUGUAUGCUGGAUCAUCAUUCGCACUAUGGUCAACUUUGGCAAAUGUUGGUCAUGUAUGGAUUCCACCAGUAUAUGGUGGUAUGACGCCAGAUGUCGGAAGUCUUUGUUUUAUGGUUUCAUUUCAAGCAUUUGGUAUAGUUACAAAUUUAGAACAAUCAGAACUUUUCGAUAAUAGUCCUCUUGUACUUAUUCAAUCUAUUUCUUGA
Messenger RNA from Rotaria sp. Silwood1, 867 nucleotides. The record is from the annotation of a GenBank genome assembly. NCBI's taxonomy places the organism in Eukaryota, Metazoa, Rotifera, Eurotatoria, Philodinida, Philodinidae.